CCCUUGGGAAAACGAAAGGAACCUCUCUUUCUUUAUAGCAUAGCGCACUCUUUAAAGAGAGACAACCCUCUUCCCGUCCUUCUUUUCGCAGGGAGGUGAAAAUCGAAACUUCAGAGAUGCAGAAUUGAAUUGAAUUGAAUUGAAUUGAAUGGAUCUGAAUUCUUCCACAAGGAGGCGAUCACCACCGUCGGAGGACACAGAUCAACAGCUAGCCCAAAACUCAAAAAUGCAAGCGAAGAGAUUUGGAUCCAAUGCGAUCACGUUCACCCAGAUCUUUGCUUAUUGCUUGGUAGUUUUGCCAAUAAUAUUCGCAAUAUCAUUGAUCUUUAGACACCCGUCGUCUGAUCGAACGAUGGGGUUCGCGGAUGCCAGAGUUCUUGAAAACAGAGAAGUCAAGCAGAAUGCCACGCCAAUUGGAGGAGGCGGUUCGGAGGGCGUUUUGUUUCAGCACGCUGACAAGUAUAAUGGCAAACUGCUUGGAGGGCUUCUUGCGGAUGGGUUUGACGAAGCUGCUUGCACGAGUAGGUACAGUUCAUUCUUAUAUCGCAAAAUUUCUUUCCAUAAGCCUUCAUCAUAUCUCAUUUCGAGACUCAGAAGCUACGAGGAUCUUCAUAAACGUUGUGGACCAAAUACUCAAUCCUACAAUAAAGCCCUGGAGCAACUCAAGUCUGGCAACAAAAUAGGUUUGACUGACUGUAAUUACAUUGUGUGGAUAUCUUUUAGCGGCUUGGGCAACAGGAUAUUAUCCCUAGCUUCAACAUUUCUUUAUGCUCUCCUGACAAAUAGAGUCCUGCUUGUUGACCAAGGAAAGGACAUGGCAGAUCUCUUCUGUGAGCCGUUUCCUGAUAAAUCUUGGUUGCUGCCAAGGGACUUCCCUCUCAUUGAUCAAUUUGACAGCUUUAAUCGGAAUUCUCUUCACUGUCAUGGGAAUAUGCUAAAGAAUAAUGUCAUAAACUCUUCAGCAAUGUCAAAACCAUCAUAUUUAUACCUCCAUUUAGUUCAUGACUAUGGCGAUCAUGAUAAGCUUUUCUUCUGUGAUGGAGAACAGUCUUUUCUUGAAAAUGUCCCUUGGUUGAUCAUGAAAACAGAUAACUACUAUGUUCCUUCACUUUUCUUGAUUCCAUCUUUCGAGACAGAACUGGGCAGCUUAUUUCCUGAGAAAGGAACUGUUUUCCACCACCUCGGACGGUACCUUUACCACCCUUCAAAUCAUGUGUGGGGACUAAUAACAAGGUACUAUCGAACUUACUUAGCCAAGGCUGAUGAGAGAAUUGGCAUUCAGAUAAGAACUUUUGAUUCAAGACAUGGUCCCUUUAAACACGUCAUGGAUCAAAUUUUAGCUUGUACUUUGAAAGAGAAGUUAUUGCCUUCUGUAGACAUGCAAGACUCCGUUGUCAAUCCUUCUGAAAAUGCCAAAUUGAAGGCGGUUCUGGUGACAUCCUUGCUUUCAGGGUAUUCUGAAGAUUUAAGGAACAUGUACUGGGAACGUCCAACCAUGACUGGGGAAGUCGUUGGAGUCUACCAGCCUAGCCAUGAGGAGUUUCAACAAACAGAAAAGCAGAUGCACAACAGAAAAGCCUGGGCAGAAAUGUACCUUCUCAGUUUGACUGAUGUCUUGGUCACAAGUGCAUGGUCAACAUUUGGCUAUGUGGCUCAAGGUCUUGGAGGUUUGAGGCCAUGGAUCCUGUACAAGACUGAAAAUGAUACAGCCCCCGAUCCCCCUUGUCGCCGGGCCAUGUCGAUGGAACCUUGUUUUCAUGCUCCUCCCUUUUAUGAUUGCAAGGCUAAGAAAGGAAUUGAUACGGGUGCACUAGUUCCUCAUGUGAGACACUGUGAGGAUAUCAGCUGGGGUCUAAAGGUGGUUGAUGAUCAUGAUGACUUGUAGUUUCAGUUGUUGUUUUUCACUAGUUCAGCAAUUUUGCAUAGAGUUUAGAAGUAGAAUGUAAUGAAUUUUCAAAUGAAUUAUGCUCGGAGAGCUUUGAUGUGAUUUUCUUGCUGUGAAGUACCUGUUAGCAAGGCGUGAGU
This is a messenger RNA of Populus euphratica (Euphrates poplar), 2025 nucleotides long. Its product is annotated as galactoside 2-alpha-L-fucosyltransferase-like. Gene Ontology annotation, molecular function: galactoside 2-alpha-L-fucosyltransferase activity. The record is from RefSeq and is a predicted model, not a curated record. Lineage: Eukaryota; Viridiplantae; Streptophyta; Magnoliopsida; Malpighiales; Salicaceae. Gene Ontology annotation, biological process: xyloglucan biosynthetic process; cell wall biogenesis. Bases 149 to 1885 code for a protein of 578 amino acids. Gene Ontology annotation, cellular component: membrane; Golgi apparatus. The transcript is spliced from 2 exons.